CAAUGUCCUUACCUUUACUCCAAGAGACAUUGGACAUUACACAGUCCAGAACUAGACUAUGACCAUCAAGUAUCUUUGUUAGGACACAGAGGAGAUAUCCCUACUAGCGUUAGGUUUACCUAUGCUGUUACAGCAAUUAGCCCACCAUUUGGGGAUAGGUAUCACUGAAGUGUAACACAGCAGCUUAUGCGCCGCAAUUUCACUUAUUUAUCUCUCUUAGCUUAUUUUGACAACAAAGAAAACGGGGGUUUCCCCAAUCCACCAUCAUACAACGUGGCCACAACGCUCACUUCCUAUGACGAGGCGGAGAGAACCAAGGCGGAAGCUCAUGUUCCCUUGGUGGCUGGAAGGGAUGAAGACUUUGUAGCCAGGUAUGACUUUGAGGAUGCACAACAGCUGCGGAUAGGGAACGAUGGCAUUUUCAUGUUGACCUUUUUUAUGGCAUUCCUUUUCAACUGGAUCGGUUUCUUCCUGUCCUUCUGUCUGACCACCUCGGCAGCAGGCCGCUACGGGGCCAUCUCUGGCUUCGGCCUGUCACUCAUCAAGUGGAUCCUCAUUGUCCGGUUCUCCACCUAUUUCCCUGGGUACUUUGAUGGGCAGUACUGGCUGUGGUGGGUGUUCCUGGUACCAGUUCUGUCUUUCUCAUUUGUAGUACUAGACAUGUAAAUACAGAAACAUUGUAGCAUUGGUGUAAAGGUAUCUAUUCAAUGGAUAGGGUGCAUAAAUCCAAUACAUUAUGACAGUGACCCUUAUAGAAGAGUUAAAGCUGCGAUAUGUAACUUUUUGGGAGACUCACAUAGAAAUGUGUGUUAUAGAUACGUCAUUCUCAUUGAAAGCAAGUCAAAG
Molecule: messenger RNA, 846 nt
Organism: Salvelinus namaycush (lake trout)
Lineage: Eukaryota; Metazoa; Chordata; Actinopteri; Salmoniformes; Salmonidae
Product: NEDD4 family-interacting protein 1-like
Exons: 4
Coding region: 187-666 (159 amino acids)
Biological process (GO): metal ion transport; ubiquitin-dependent protein catabolic process; positive regulation of protein ubiquitination
Cellular component (GO): endoplasmic reticulum; Golgi apparatus; perinuclear region of cytoplasm
Molecular function (GO): WW domain binding
Source: RefSeq, a predicted model, not a curated record